GAGGUUCUCAACAUUAAAAAAGAAAUAUGUCCGACACAACGGAGUCUGGGCUGACGGCGUUUGCUCUGCCGCCUGCGCCGACGUAUCGCUUCGUCAUCACUAGCAGAGCCGAGAAGGUGAAGAUCACACUAGAAGAUCUAAAGAGCAAGAAGCAGUGGUAUUAAAUUGAGCUGGGCAUCACUUAAAGCCUCGACAUUCAAUCUCUAACGCAGUAUGUAAAUAUCUAAAUAUCGCAGGAGCUCGGGUUUUCUAGAUGACAAAGAAUACGUUACGAGCACGAACAGAAUCCCCAACGCGAGUCUCGUGGAUUACGUUAAGGUCUUCAAAGAUACUCUAGAAUUUCUGAUGGAGAGUAUCGAAGCUGAGGAAGAAGACACGGAAACAGACAUCACUGUCGAGGACGGUGAUCUCAAGGGGCGAGACAACCCCCUGGACCCCGCAAAGAUCCGUCGCAAACUGACCCCUCUCAAAGACUAUAAAUUCCAGCUAGAAUUGGCAGUAAAAAUCCGGAUUUUCCAGUCGGCAUGGACUGCGAAAUAUCUGUUCCAGUUGGAGCCCGUUACACUCGACCGAAUCGAUAUUUUAGAGGCCAAACUCCGAGAUAUAGAGUACGAACUGGAAAAGACGAAAAACAAUUUGGACGAUGAGAAACGGGGGCGUGAGAUUGUGGAGGAGGAAUUAAACGAAAUGAAGGACAAACUCGCAGAUUUGGAGAAGGCGAUUGUGAAGACAAACAAUCCAAAGGCGCAUGAACGGUUGAAAGCAGCCUCGAGAAAUGUGGCGGAGUUGAACGACAAGGGCCAACUGCAGUGGAAUUCAGUGAAAGGACUCGGCUUUGAGCCGUCGAGUGGCGGAUACGGUGUGCGUGUCCUUGUGGCUGGGUGGUAUAUGGUCAACGCGACGGUGUACUUGGCGCCUCAAACAGUUGGAACGAGCGUUAAACUCCAGCUGAACGGGAACUACUUGCGAUCUCAGCCUGCUCCGAUUAAUGGUAAGCAGAAUACCAGCGUUACGUUCGCCUUCGUAACAAACUUGAAGAAAAACGACGAGCUCACGAUUAUCGCCACGGACUCUCAAGUUGGAGCUGAUCUCGACGCAUUCAGAGUUGGCAAGUAAACGGGAUCGACGUUGAAGACAGCUACGCAGUCGAAGUCUUACAGCAUGUAAUCUCGCUUUCGCCCUUGACUGAAUAUGUUUUAUAAGCGAUAAUUUAGGUAGCAAAUAAGUUGAACAAGCCAGUGACGUUGGAAUGGACGUUGUUCCUAGUACUAAGUUUUUAUUUAAUGAAGACAGAAUCCACCG
Phytophthora nicotianae INRA-310 is the source of this 1302-nucleotide messenger RNA. RefSeq lists its product as hypothetical. NCBI's taxonomy places the organism in Eukaryota, Oomycota, Peronosporomycetes, Peronosporales, Peronosporaceae. The coding region runs from base 346 to 1116 and encodes 256 amino acids. The record is from RefSeq and is a predicted model, not a curated record. The transcript has 2 exons.